Molecule: messenger RNA, 348 nt
Organism: Staurois parvus
Lineage: Eukaryota; Metazoa; Chordata; Amphibia; Anura; Ranidae
Source: the annotation of a GenBank genome assembly
GCGGAGCCAGCAGGCACCGGGCCCCCGGGGCGGGGCGACAGGCACCGGGCCCCCCCAGGCGGGGCGACGGGCAUCGGGCCCCCAGGCAGCAGCAGGCACCGGGCCACCGGGGCGGGGCGACAGGCACCGGGCCCACGGGCGGGGCGACAGGUCUCGGGCCCCCAGGCGGAGCGGCGGGCGCCGGACCCAGGCGGAGCGAGCGACAGGUCUCGGGCCCCCAGGCGGAGCGGCGGGCGCCGGACCCCCAGGCGGAGCGCGACAGGUCUCGGGCCCCCAGGCGGAGCGACAGGUCUCAGGCCCCCAGGCGGGCAGCGACAGUCUCAGGCCCCCAGGCGGAGCGACAGGUCU